GUUGCACUGAACAGGUUCGUCCCCUCCUACGGUCUUCACAGCGACACGACCGUAAGCCCCUCCCGAAUUCCUCGCCGUCGACUCUUCCCUUCCCUUUCCGCCCAUCGGAAGUUUUCGUUCCUGCUCACCAGCUAGUUUGACACCAUGGUCUCAUUUGAGAUGAAUGAUCUGAAAAAAAUUGGGCUGGGCUUGACGGGGUUUGGGAUAUUUUUCUCAAUCCUGGGAAUCAUCUUUUUCUUCGAUAAGGGACUUCUGGCUAUGGGGAAUAUUCUCUUUCUGUCAGGCGUGAUGCUGACCAUUGGGCUGAAAUCCACGAUGCAGUUUUUCACUAAGCCUAAGAAUUUCAAGGGUACAAUUUCAUUUGGAUCUGGCUUCACUUUAGUGCUUAUUGGAUGGCCUGUCAUUGGCAUGAUCUUGGAAUCGUAUGGAUUCAUCAUUCUCUUCCGUGGCUUUUGGUCAACACUAGCGAUAUUUUCACAAAGGAUCCCUAUAAUUGGCUGGUUACUCCAACAGCCAUUUGUAUCAUCGUCAUUCUGCAUUUUUCAUCUCUUGUUUUGCAGUUCUUUAAUCGCUACAGAGGCAAUAGAGUCCCGGUAUAAUUGGUCAACAAAUUUUUUUGUAGAUGCAUGCCCAACAUAUUGAAGUUCUAUGUGCAUAGCAGUCAACUAAAGCUCCAGACUGGCGAUUUUACUUUUUCAUUCUUGUGUUGGAUUAAAGGUUUGAAAUUGUUGUCAGAUAAUUGAUAUCUUGAUUAGGUUAAUUACUCGAUCCCUGUAAUAUAGCCUUUCCCUUGGAUGUCAUGAGCUUGUAGAUAUACUUUUGAUCAAAGUAACAUAAUCUUUUCUGCAA
This is a messenger RNA of Musa acuminata AAA Group (dessert banana), 849 nucleotides long. Its product is annotated as vesicle transport protein GOT1-like. Lineage: Eukaryota; Viridiplantae; Streptophyta; Magnoliopsida; Zingiberales; Musaceae. The record is from RefSeq and is a predicted model, not a curated record. Bases 145 to 642 code for a protein of 165 amino acids. Gene Ontology annotation, biological process: endoplasmic reticulum to Golgi vesicle-mediated transport; retrograde transport, endosome to Golgi. The transcript is spliced from 7 exons.